GUUGGGUUGUAUACGGUUUGCCCAAUCAGUGCAUAUGAGUGCACACAUACUGUUUGGUAUGGUUUUGACGAUCCGGUGGUGUAUUCAACGCGAAGAAAAAAUUAUUUCAGUUUAUUAAGAAAAUCAGUGCUAUUUUUCUGGCUCUCAAUCUCCUGUGUUAUGCAUUUUAAUGUAUCGUUUCUUUAAUUAAAUUACAAAACAAAACUUUUUUACACUCACAAUAACGGUGUGUAUCCGUAAUAAUGGGCUGUUUUUUCUCAAUAUUCCGUUUCGGCACUUAUGUCGUCAAAGAAUCUGAUAAUAACGGCGGCCCACAAGUGAAUGCACCGGAAAUCAGGAAACACUCGUCGACACCGAUCGGGUCGGAAGUGCCGUUAAAAGCGGUACAAAAACCGGUCAAACCAUUGCACUCAUCGCCGCCGUCGGCGCCGCCGAAGAAAGACAAACAAAAUGUCCCAAAAGUGAAAGACAAAGAAAAACCGGCAGUAUUCACGACCACUUUUGAGACCCAAGUGGACGCCCCGCCACCCCAUCCGCUGGAGGAGCGUUUCCAAGACAUCCAAUUGGAUGAGAUUGAGGUCGAGACCAAUCUCUUCGCGCCCGAAGUGGAGGACGCGGUCAUCAAAAUACAGGCCGGAGUUAGGGGUUAUUUGGUCCGCAAACAGUUGAAAAGUACCCACGAAGACGAUGAAGACACACCAGUGGUUCCGCCGCCCAAACACUUUGAAGACAAUCAGACAUUGAGUCCAUUAAAGGAUUUGGAAAAAUGGAAGAAACUGUCCGAUCAUUUGGAGGAGAAGGUGGCCAUCGAUGGCGAAGACACUGUCAAUAAGCCAGAGGUGAUCGCAGCCGAAGACCAGUCAUCACACGUCCAGAAAAUUGCUGACAAAUUAGUGGAAAAUGUGAUUCCAUUGAAGGACAGCAACGAUCACAAAGUCAUCGAGACUUAUGUCUGCAAAGACAAUAUCUUAGACGUGGAACCGGUCAUCGAUGGCAAUGUGUCUUCGGAUAGGGAUGUGCUGUUGAGUAGUGGAUCUCUUUCACCAAUUAGGACGGCUGCAGAGGACGCAAAAGUGGUCGACAGAGUGUUUAGCGUUUUAAUGGCUGAAACAGAGUUUCCCGAAGACGUCGAGACCGUUGCCGCAGAGAUCGCUCCGCAAGAAGUGGUCACCGAAUCCAAGCCUAAGACAACCGAAGAGAUUAAUAACGAGAAGAAUUUGUUGAACGAACCAAUCGUUUCUGAGUCUCAAGAGUCGGAAGUAUUGGCCGAAUUGAAUCAAAUACUCGACAACAACGAGAAGAAUAUGAAGAAUAAUGAAUUAAAUGCUGAGGAAGAAGAGGCUGUGUUGAGAUCGGCUGAACUGAUCCAACAAAAUGAGGCCAAAGAAAACAAAGCGAAAGUAAUUGAAAUGGUGUCCGAAAACACGACACAAGAGAUCAUUAGAAACUCAUUUAAAGAGUUUGUUAAAGAGAUGACACAAUCGGCGCCGACGACAGACACUAUCGCUACCGAAGAAGAAGUAGUUUUGAGUCCAAAAGUGACCGAAAGUGCGAUUAUCUCAGCAGUGAUUGAGCCUCCGGUCGAAGAGACGAGAAAAACGGACUCAAAGCUCUUCGAGGAUGAAGUGGUCCGCAGUAUCUUCGGUGACGAAGAGGUGAUCAAAACCCAGAAUCAGACGCAAGUGUUUGCCAUCGAGUUAUUCAAACAGGACGUCAACGAACAGCAGUUGGAAAAAGUGGUCACAAUAUCGGCGCCCGAAGAGUCAAAGGCCAACAUUGAGGACAGAGUCUACAAGACAUCGGUCGAAGAGUUUGUGAUCAAAGCGCCAGUCGUUGAGCCAAACCCUCCGCUAUCAACGCCGAUACCCACCGAAGUGGUGGACACAUCGCCGGCGGAAUCGUCGCAAACAAUACCACUCUUAGAAACGGAGCGAAUAAUCGAAAUAAUCACAUCCGAGAGUCGGAAGAACUCUGUGGACGACAUUCUUGACGACAGCGAUGGUCAGCUGCUGUCGACUGAGGAUCAGUUGCGUCCGGUGGCGGAAACAACGGAAGUGAUUCCCCUCUCGUCGCCGAUAAUACAGAUUGAAGAACAAAACGGACGGAUUCUGGACGAAGAGGAGGCGGCCAUCAGAAUACAGGCCGCCUUCAGGGGCUUUCAGAUCAGGAGAUCCCUGUCGAGGGAGGCGUCGCCCAACAGAUCCACGAAUCAUAACAAUAAUAUCGACAAUAAUAACAAUUCGCAUAACAAUAGAGAUUUAGGACAUAAUAAUAAUAGCAAUCAUAAUAACAGUGAUAUUACCGAAGAUUUAACCACAAAUCAAUUGAGCGAUAAUUUACUGAUCGCUGAGAACACGAGUGAACCGCAGAGGACGACAACGACCGCCGGAUUAAUGACGGCUUCCAACGAACAGAUCAAUACAUCGCUGGAACAGCUCGAGGAUCAACUCAUGCAACAGUUGAUCUCAACGGCUGAGGAGGAAGACAGACACCGACCGCCGGUUAAUGUCGAGACGCCGGAGGACCAGUUGUUCGCGACGGAAGAACUGUCGGCACCGCUACUCCUGCAACGGAUCCAACAGUCGGUCGACACUCCCGUCCGACUCAGCGAAGAGUCCGUUGAAUUGCCGCCAGAAUUGGCGUCAUUUGUGACGCAAACCAUCGCCAAAGAGAUCAGUUUAGCCGAAGACAAACCGUUGAUUGAAAAGUCGGACACAAUAAUUGUGGAUCUGUUGUCUUCGUCGCCGCAACAGAAGAGCAUAGCUAUUGAAACUCAGGCCAUAAACGACAUAAAUAACAGCGAAUCAGAAACUCAAGAGAUAUUACCGCCGCUGGAGAUAAUCCCAAACGCCAUUGAUAUCCGCGAACCCGAAGUGCAGACCACUGUCUGUCCGCCGACGCCCUCUCAGAUCACACCCGAAGUGUCUUUCGCCCGAACGGCCGAACAGCCGGUCCUCACGAAGAUAUACUCAUCGGAAUCGGAACAGGAAAGCGAUGCCAUCGUCGCCACCAAAGCCACCGACAAUAGCCUCCCAUCACUCAUACCUGUCAUUGAGGCCAACGGUAACGGAAGCGCUAAGACAUCAAAGGCCGGCGCCGGAGACGCACCUAAACGGCCGAACAGGUCUAUCCUUAAGGAGACCGAACCUCAACUCUUCACCGAUGAACAACACAUGGCGUCGGAAGAGAUAUCGAGUCCCGACGACGACAACCCGGAGUUCGUGGGCUUAGGGCCCAACAAUCCGUUCCCGAUUCGGGCCUCGAGUCCCAACCCGUUCGGCAAAAAGCGCCGGAGAGGCAAAAAAGGCGGUCAACGCAAGUGAACCCUCUCUUCAAUUAGAGUUAUUUUUCAUCACUAAUAAUAACAAUCAGUAAUUGAAUUAUAUUUACAACAAAUUCACACAUAUUUUAUCACAAAGUAUUUUAAAAAUGCAAAGUUUUAACGAUAAUUAUAAUGUUAUUAUUCAAAGUGUAAUAAUUAUGUUUCAUUUGAGACGCAAAUUCUUUAUGAUAAAUAUUUAUAUUAAUAGUGAAUUAAGUCAUAUAAAUUAUAGUUAAUUAUAA
Medioppia subpectinata is the source of this 3564-nucleotide messenger RNA. The record is from the annotation of a GenBank genome assembly. Lineage: Eukaryota; Metazoa; Arthropoda; Arachnida; Sarcoptiformes; Oppiidae.